Geosmithia morbida is the source of this 2838-nucleotide messenger RNA. RefSeq names its product calcofluor white hypersensitive protein. The record is from RefSeq and is a predicted model, not a curated record. The transcript has 5 exons. Bases 1 to 2838 code for a protein of 945 amino acids. Gene Ontology annotation, biological process: GPI anchor biosynthetic process; fungal-type cell wall organization. NCBI's taxonomy places the organism in Eukaryota, Fungi, Ascomycota, Sordariomycetes, Hypocreales, Bionectriaceae. Gene Ontology annotation, cellular component: endoplasmic reticulum.
AUGUCCAAAAAGGAUGGUGGCGUGGUCCUGAGCUUCAGCGGCGUCUGGGUCAGCUGGGCUCACACAAUUGCUGCGUACACUGCCUUUAUAAGCGCGUUGAUCGUCGGCUUGUCCCUUCACUACCACAAGAUUGUCCAGAACGAACAUUACGGCUACCCUGAUGAAUGGUUCCCGUCCGUGUCGGCCACGAUUGGCGAUCGUUUUCCCGAGCGAUCCUUUUUCAUGCUCUUCAUCGCCGUCACGUCCGGUCCCCGAUUCGCCCUCGUCGGCCUGUGGUACCUCCUGACCAGGAAGCCCGGCCACCGUCUCCCCGACUUUGUCGCGACCAUGGGCAUCGUCCGUACUCUAACCUGCGGAGGAUGGACCUACAUCACCUCGACCGACAACCACGAUUGGCACGAUAUCCUCAUGAUAUCGUACAUUGUUGCCACCCUACCCUGGACUAUUGGAUGCACUAUCCUCAGCCCGCCCAACGAGCAGGCCGUCUCCCUUCGCAGAUUCUUCGGAACGACCUUCUUUGCGACUCUGGUGCCGCUCAUCUACUUCUUUAUACAACACAAGGUCCACAAGGUUGCCGGUGCCUACACUACAUAUGCCUUCUUCGAAUGGGCUCUCAUCGUCCUCGACGUUGGCUUCGACGCUGUCACCGCUCUUGAUUUCAAUGGGCUCGAAGUUGUGAUCAAGGAUGUCAAAGGUUCUAGCAGGGGAAGGGAAAUGGCUGCUGGUGCGAUCGCUUCCGGUCGAUUCACCUGGUCCGAAGUGUUUGACACGUUUGCCGACGUCUACCAUGGAUUCGUCUUCUGGACUACCUUGACUAGUCUUGGACUUGUUGUAUGGUUCUUCCCUCUCUGGUAUAUGGGCAUCUCGGGUUUCGAGGCCUUCAUCAUGACGACCAUUGCUCCCGUCUUCUUGGGUGUCGGCUUCCUACGCCCUGCCAUUAUAGGCAAUCUCCGCAUCAUCCACCUCCUUUCGCUGUGUGGCAUUGCAUCCUACCUGGUUCUUGACCCGACACACCGUCUCUGCACUCUCGGCUUUGGUGUGGCCAUGUCGUGUCUCGGCUGGAUCGCCACAUUGUACUCGGAGUCUGUGCACGAAGCACGCUUCGAGUCCAAGAUCCUGGGUUUCCUGGUCGGUCUCAUCCUGUCGACGACAGCCAAGUUCAUGUGGAGGACCAACAACCCCAUCUGGCCUAUCAUGCACGCCGAGAACGGCGGCUGGAACGGCAUCGGCCUUACCAUCGGCAUCCUCGCCGCCCUGCGCUUCACCCGCAAGGCACCCCUGACUAGCGGCACCAACAACAACGACAAGCAGAUCAAGGGCUCUCCCGUCCUUGCUGCGUUUGGGGUCGGCGGCCUCCUCUUCGGACUCCACUCGCUCCUCUCCGACACGAGCACCAUGAUCCUCUGGGUCUGGGAGGGCUACCCUCUCCGCGGCCCUGCUUCAUCGACCCACGGCUGGUUCACGCUAGCCGCCAUGUCGCUCGGCCUCCUCGGUGGUAUCCUCAGGCCCAGCCUCGCCGGCAGCUACCCCCUGUACCUCGUCGGCGCCGUGGGUGCCACGGUCGUGACCGGGUACAGCCACUGGUUCGGCUACUCUGGCGCGCUGGCCUUGGCCGCGUACCUGAUGGCGAUAUCUGUGCCUCUGCUGUCCUCAGCUGCCAAGAAGAGCCCAGCGAUGAGCUUCGGUCUGGGCUUCCUCAUCUACAACUUCCUCGUGCUCUUCCACGUGUGGGUAGUGGCCUACGCUUUCGUCCCCGGAGGUCCUCUUGUGCGUGAGCACACAGACUGGGUGAUGAUGACGAUGAUGGGCUUCAUCGGUCUGGGCGUGAUCAAUCUGAACAGCUCGCGGACGCGUCGGCAGCAGAAGAAGAAGCACUCAGCUUCCCAGCACAGGAGGUACUUUGGCGGUGCUCUUUUCCUCAUCAACAUCCUCUUCCUGUGUUCGUCGUACAUGCGCUUCCCGAGCAACGACUACAAGCCUCACCACGCCGAGGACAGGAUUCUGACGGCGGGUAUCUGGACGGUCCAUUUCUCCCUCGACAAUGACAUGUGGUCGUCCGAGUACCGUAUGCGCGACCUGCUCAAGGAGGCGGAGCUGGACGUUGUCGGUCUCCUCGAGUCUGACCAACAGCGCAUCAUCAUGGGCAACCGUGACAGCACGCAGCUCUUGGCCGAGGAGCUGGGCAUGUACGUCGACUACGGGCCUGGCCCCAACAAACACACGUGGGGCGCGGCCCUACUGUCCAAGUUCCCCAUUGUCCAGUCGGAACACCACCUGCUCCCCAGUCCCGUAGGCGAGCUGGCCCCCGCCAUCCACGCGACUCUGGAUGUCUACGGUGAGUACGUCGACGUCUUCGUCUUCCACUCCGGUCAGGAAGAGGAUGUCGAGGACCGCCGGCAGCAGUCCGAGUACCUGGCCAAGCUGAUGGGCUCCACGCCCCGGCCGGCCAUCUUGCUUUCGUACCUCGUCACCAAGCCCCUCGAGGGCAACUACAACACGUACGUGAGCGACACAUCGGGCAUGCACGACGUCGACCCAUCGGACUGGGACCGCUGGUGCGAGUAUAUCCUCUUCAAGGGCCUGAAGCGUGUCGGAUACGCCAGGCUCAGCAGAAGCACCAUUACCGACACGGAGCUCCAGGUGGCCAAGUUUGUCAUCCCCAACGGACAGGAGGAGAUCGACCGUCUGGAGGCCCUGUCAGACGAGGAGCGCAACCGCAGGGUCCACGAGCAGCAGGUGCCCGUCGGUUGGAGGUUCCCCGCCCUGUUCAGGGGUGAGGGUGUUCGUGGGCAUAGGUACCAUGUCUUUGAUGAACCGUGGUACUACAACCAUGAGUAG